Dufourea novaeangliae is the source of this 1539-nucleotide messenger RNA. RefSeq names its product cytochrome P450 9e2-like. Lineage: Eukaryota; Metazoa; Arthropoda; Insecta; Hymenoptera; Halictidae. Bases 1 to 1539 code for a protein of 512 amino acids. Gene Ontology annotation, molecular function: heme binding; monooxygenase activity; iron ion binding. The record is from RefSeq and is a predicted model, not a curated record. The transcript has a single exon.
AUGGAUUACCUAUCACUAGUCGUGACAGCAGUGGUCGUGUUUACAGGCUUGUACUAUUAUGCCCGCCGAGGCCUAGAUUUUUUCAAGAAGCACGGCAUUCCACACGUGCCACCGCUACCAAUUUUCGGGAACAUGGGUAAUAUCUCGUUUAAAAGAGAAACAGCGACGGCCUUCUUGAAAAAAAUGUACAACAUUCACCCUGACGCCAAGUACGUCGGCUUCUACGAGUUUACCAAUCCCAUCGUGCUGCUGCGGGACCUCGAUCUCAUUAAAUCCAUCACUAUCAAGAAUUUCGAGACGUUCCCAGACCAUCGUCCUAUUAUCAAGAACGAACAGGACUCUCUAUUCGGCCGGAUGCUAUUUUUCAAGAGUAGUGAGGACUGGAAGGAUCUGAGGCACAAUAUGUCGCCAGUCUUCACGUCCAGCAAGAUCAAGGGGAUGUUCACGCACAUGUCGAAUGUCGCGGUAUACUUCUCGAACUAUAUGUCCAAGAUACCAGAGAAAGAGCAGGAAAUCGAGCUGAAGGCCGUGCUCACAAAAUAUACGAACGACGUGAUCGCUACUUGUGUGUUUGGAAUCGGCGUGAAUUCGAUCGAGGAUCCUAACAACGCGAUCUACGUGAACGGGAGAGGAGUCACUAACUUCAGCGGACCCCUGCAGUAUCUGAAGUUUCUACUAAUAAGAAACUGGCCGUCGUUGGUGCAGCUGCUGAAUAUCAAGUUCGUACCGGCCAAACGGGAGAAAUACUUCGAGGACUUGAUCGUGGACACUAUGAACCAGAGGGAAAAGAACGGUAUUUAUAGACCCGAUAUGAUGCAGUAUCUGAUUGAGGUCAGGAAAAAGAGCAAAGCAGAGAGACAAUUGACUGACAAAGACAUGGCCUCUCAGGCUUUCGGCUUCUUUUUCGGUGGUUACGAAACCGUGGCGUCUCAGGCCUGCUCGACUAUUCACAAUAUAGUCACAAACCCCGAAGUCCAAGAGAGAUUGCAGCAAGAGAUCGACCAGAUACUGGAGAAGACGCAGGGACAGAUUACUUACGAUACGAUAGUCGGCAUGGAAUAUUUAGACGCUGUAUUGAAUGAGUCAUUGAGGAUGUACCCAUCCUCUCUUUUUUUGGACAGGGUGUGCAUGCAGGACUUCGAGCUGCCUCCAACAUUGCCUGGUCACAAACCGUUCAUCGCCAAAAAGGGGACGAAUGUGUGGAUCCCAGUUUACGCGAUUCAAACCGAUCCCAAUUACUUCGAGGAUCCUGAGAAGUUUAAUCCGGAACGAUUCCUUCAGGAUGGCAAGAGAAUCGCGAGUUCUGGCACAUUUAUCCCAUUCGGAGUGGGACCAAGAUCCUGCAUAGGCAAUAGGUUCGCGUUGAUCGAGAUCAAGGUCCUGCUUUUCCAUCUUUUUGCUCGUUGUGACUUGAAGCCUUGUUCGAGAACGAAUAUACCGUUGAAAAUGGCUAAAGGUGUGCUAGGUAUCCUCUCCGAAAAUGGAUUCUGGUUGAAGGUCGAACCCAGAAAACACAUUAGCCCAUUUGUUGUACAAUAA